Marmota monax (woodchuck) is the source of this 2481-nucleotide messenger RNA. RefSeq names its product vomeronasal type-2 receptor 116-like. The record is from RefSeq and is a predicted model, not a curated record. Gene Ontology annotation, molecular function: G protein-coupled receptor activity. Gene Ontology annotation, biological process: G protein-coupled receptor signaling pathway. Lineage: Eukaryota; Metazoa; Chordata; Mammalia; Rodentia; Sciuridae. Gene Ontology annotation, cellular component: membrane.
AUGCGAGGUGGCUUCUGCAUUGGCUCUGAGGCUCUGGCUCGGAAGGCCUGGAUUCAGCGUGAGUACUGGCUCCACAGCUUGCAGUCCAGGAACUACCAGUAUGUCCUGUCGUUGGUUUUUGCCAUUGAAGAGAUCAACAGGAACCCAUAUCUCUUACCCAACAUAUUUCUGGGAUAUGAGUUCCAUAGUGUCCUGCACACUGAUCGGUGGACAUUGGAGAGCUCUUUAACUUGGCUUACGGGAAGAGUCAAGUACAUCCCUAAUUACACCUGUAGCAAGGAGAGCAAGUCCGUAGCAGUAAUUACAGGACAAACAUGGACAUCUUCAGCCCAAAUUGGAACACUGCUGCACCUCUACAGAUUUCCACAGCUCACCUUUGGGCCUUUUGAACCCAUCUUGAGUGACAAUGGCCAGUUUCCUUUUCUCUAUCAGAUGGCCCCCAAGGACACAACUCUGGCCCUUGCCGUGGUGUCCUUGAUGGUUCAUUUCAGCUGGAACUGGGUGAGGCUGAUCAUCUCAGAAGAUGAGAAAGGCAUUCGAUUUCUCUCAGAUGUGAGAGGAGAGAUGGACAGGAACGGAGUCUGCAUGGCCUUUGUGAAUAUGAUCCCAGUCACCAUGCUGUUGUAUUUCACAAGAGCUCACAAACAUUACAACCAGAUCAUGAAAUCCUCGGCAUGUGUGGUCAUCAUUUUUGGUGACACAGAGUCUCUUCUGGCUGUGAGUUUUAAUAGAUGGGACAAUGUAGUCACACAGAGAGUUUGGGUCACCACCUCACAAUGGGAUGUUACCAAUAGUAAGAAACCUUUCAUCCUGGACCCAUUCCAUGGCGCACUCAUUUUUUCUCACCACCAUGGGGAGAUUUCUGGUUUGAAACAUUUUAUCCAGACAGCGAAUCCUGCCAAAUACCCAGAGGACACAUUCCUUGCUUUGUUGUGGUGGAUGCAUUUUAACUGCUCAGUCUCAGAGUCUGAGUGUAAAACAUUGGAGAGCUGUUCUUCCAAAGGCUCCUUGGCAUGGUUACCACGGCACCAUUUUGACAUGGCCGUGAGUGACGGGAGUUACAACAUAUACAAUGCUGUCUAUGCCAUGGCCCACACCCUUCACGAGAUGCUCCUUCAACAAGUAGACGGGCAACCAAUGAAGAAUGGGAAAGGCCCAGUGUUCUCCCCCUGGCAGGGAAUGUCUCCAAUUGGGUGGUGUGAACUUCACCAAGCUGCACCCCUUUCUGAAGAAAUCAAAUUUAACAAUCCUGCAGGGGACCCAGUGAAGAAUCAGAAAGGACAAUUGGACAGAGAGUAUGACAUUCUUAACUUUUGGAAUUUUCCGGAAGGCUUUGGACAUAAGGUGGAAGUUGGAACGUUUUCCCCUUAUUUACCACAGGGUCAACAACUGUCUCUAUCUCAGGAAAAGAUAGAGUGGGCCACAGGAGAUAGACAGACUCCCAACUCAGCCUGCAGUAUGAGCUGUAGAACUGGAUUCAGUAAGUCCCUUCAGGAGGGAAAGCCUGCCUGUUGUUCUGACUGCACUCCCUGCCCAGAGGACGAGAUUUCCAACCAGACAGACAUGGACCAGUGUGUGAAGUGUCCAGCUCAUCAGUAUGCCAACACGGAGCAAACCACCUGUCUCCAAAAGGCUGUGACCUUCCUGGCCUAUGAAGACCCCUUGGGCAUGGCUCUGGCCUGCACGGCUCUCUGCUUCUCUGCCCUCACGGCUGCUGUCCUUGGGGUCUUUGUGAAGCACAGAGACACCCCCAUAGUCAAGGCCAACAACAGGGCUCUCAGCUCCAUCCUGCUCAUCUCCCUCACCUUCUGUUUUCUCUGCUCUCUGCUCUUCAUUGGCCGUCCCGGCACAGCCACCUGCAUCCUGCAGGACACAUUUGGACUGGUGUUCACUGUGGCCGUUUCCACGGUCCUGGCCAAAACUGUCACUGUGAUUCUGGCCUUCAAGGUCACUGCCCCAGGGAGAAGGAUGAGGCGGUGCCUGGUGUCAGGGGCACCUAACUUCAUCAUUCCCAGCUGCUCCCUCAUCCAGCUGACUCUCUGUGGAGUCUGGCUGGGGACCUCUCCUCCCUUUGUGGACACAGACACACACUCUGACCAUGGCUGCAUCAUCAUCACGUGCAACAAGGGCUCAGUCAUUGCCUUCUACUGUGCCCUGGGAUACCUGGGCUCCCUGGUCCUGGGGACCUUCACGGUGGCCUUCCUGGCCAGGAACCUGCCUGACACCUUCAAUGAAGCCAAGUUCCUGACCUUCAGCAUGCUGGUGUUCUGCAGUGUCUGGCUCACCUUCCUCCCUGUGUACCACAGCACCAAGGGCAAGGUCAUGGUGGCCGUGGAGGUCUUCUCCAUCCUGGCCUCCAGCGCAGGGCUCCUGGGCUGCAUCUUUGUCCCCAAGUGCUAUGUUGUUUUAUUAAGGCCACAUAGGAGCUCUCUAUGUGGGUCCAGAGAGAAAAUUCAUUGUGGGAGUAACAAGCCUUCUUGA